AUGACAAUCCUCCAUUGUUCUUUCUUUUUUCUUUUCUUUCUUUUUUCUUUCUUUCUUUUUUCUUUUUUCUUUCGUUCUUUCUUUCUCUCUUGCCAUCUUUCUUUUUUCUAUCCUUCUUUUUUGUUUCUUUCCUUCCUUUGUUCAUUAUUUCUUUAUUUCUUUUUUCUUCCUUUCUUUUUUCUUUUUUCUUCCUUUCUUCCUUCUUUUAUUCUUUCUUUCUUUCUUUCUUUCUUUCUGUACCUGUUGAUCUUCAUUUUUAUAAUUUUUGUCCGCUUUUACCUAUCCCCGUUUCCUUUCUUCCUUACUUUCUUUUCAUUCAAAAUUUCCUUUCUUUCUUUUCCAGUUUUUCUUUUCUUUCUUUCUUUCUUUCUUUCUUUCUUUCUUUCUUUCUUUCUUUCUUUCUUUCUUUACUUGCUCUUUUUAUCCUUACUCUCCUUCUCUCCCAUAUUCUCCUUUCCUUUCUUUCUCUGUUACUUUCCUUUACUUCUCUCCAUUUUUUUCGACCCCAUCUCUAUUCAGCAUUCUUCUACUUUUUCCUCUAGAUCCACUUCUCUUCUGGUUCCUUUUUCUUUUGUCCAUCUUUCUUACCUACUCCCUCUUCUUCUUUUGACCCUUUCUUAUUUCUUUACCGCUUCACUUCUUUUACUCUUUCUUUUUGCAUCAUUAAUAUCUUUAUUAAUCUCCUUCUCCUUCUUCUUCUUCUCUUUUGCCUUUUCUCUUCUUCUUUCUCCCUCUUCUGCCUUUUCUAGUUCUCCCUCUCCCCUUUGCACAUACCGCCUUCUUCCCUUUCUUAUACGUUUUCUCUCUUCUAUCUCUUCUACCUCUCUCCUUUGCACUUUCCCUUUCUAUCUCUCUCUUCUACGUUUUCCUUCUCCCUCUAUUUUUUACGCUUUCGCAUUCUCCCUCUCUCUUUUGCGGUUUCUCCUUCUCCUUCUCACUUUUGGGUUUUCUCCUCCUCAUCUUACUUUUGCGUUUUCUCUUUCUCUCUCUCUCUUUUACACUUUCUCUUUCUCUCUCUUUUGUACUUUCACUUUUUCCCUCUCUUUUACGCUUUCUCUCUUCCCCCUCUUUCUUUUGCACUUUCGCUUUCUCCCUCUCUCUUUUGUGUUUUCUUUUUCUCUUUCUCACUUUUACAUUUUCCCUUCCCCCGCUUACUUUUUCUUUUGUUCUUCCCCUCUCUUCUCGACUUUUUCUUUCUCCCUCUCUAUUUUACUUUCAUCUUUCUUUCGGAAAAUUACUCUAAAACAUGUGUUGAUUCACUGA
This is a messenger RNA of Acanthosepion pharaonis, 1263 nucleotides long. Lineage: Eukaryota; Metazoa; Mollusca; Cephalopoda; Sepiida; Sepiidae. The record is from the annotation of a GenBank genome assembly.